CUAUCUAAGGCUGCCAAGAUGUCCGGCGCAUAGACACCGCCGACGGGAACGCCAAGAUCCGAUGCAACAGCAACAGGGUCAGGUGCUCGAUUUCAGUUUGGCUCAUUUGAUGCUCAACAGCAAGAUCAACGAACCGAGGUAAUCACUUUUGGAAACCCAUUUUACCUGAACCGAAACGAAGCGCUCAAUCAAUCCAUUGGAUCUGAGCUAUUUGAUGGAACGAACUACACUAUGUGGAGUAGGUCAGUGAUUAUGGGUCUUAAGAUGAAACACAAACUGGGUUUUGUGGAUGGAAGCAUUCUGAUGCCUCCAGCUACAGAUGAUCGUUAUUUGCUGUGGGAUGCUUGUAAUACAGCAGUAUUGUCAUGGAUUAUGAACUCUUUACACAAAGAUCUGCGAAGAUCAGUCAUGAAUCAUGUCAAUGCUAAAGUUCUGUGGGAUGAGUUGAAGAGAAGGUUUGGUAAACCAAAUGCCAUCAAAAUCAUCAACCUGGAAGAUGAAAUCCAGGCUUGCAAACAGAAGAAUUCUACUAUAAAUUAGUAUUAUACCCAGAUGAAAGGUUAUUGGGAGGAGUAUAUGCAAUUUAGCCCACUUGUUCCAUGUAACCGUGCACCUGGAAAUCCUAAUCCUUGUGCAGCAGUGACAGCAUAUACAGAAAGGCAAGAGACAGACUACUUGAUCCGGUUUCUCAGAGGAUUGAACCCAGAUUAUGAAGUGGUCAAGACUCAGAUCUUGAUGCAAAAACCACUCCCAAGUGUAUAUGAAGUUGUGGAUGACCUGUUGCAGCAUGAACAGAAGUUGAAAGGAGAAGCAGGGGGUAACAGUAAGAAAUCUCAAAGUGUGGCUUUGGCUGUCAAUUCAGAUCAGAAUACAGAGCAGAGGCAGCAAGGCAAGAAGUAUUGUGAGUUCUGUAAAAGAACUGGUCACAACAUAGAUGAAUGCUGGACCAAGAAGAGGAAAGACAAGGAACAAAGAAAUGGUAACAAUGCAGGUAACACACAAGGUCGUGGACCAAGUAGAUUUGCUGGUUCUGUGUCACAAGGAAGUUCAGGUGAAUCACAAAGAGAAGGAAGUGUGACUGGAGACACAUCAGAUGGGAGCCCUGUGAGUACUGCUAAGUCAGUGGUAGGUUUUACACCUGAGGAGAUGAAUAAGCUGAGGUUCAUGAUGCAAUCUAGUGCUAACAUAGCCAACUCACCUCCACCAUCACCUUAUAUUCACCACAAUGCUUAUUCAGUUUCACAAUAUCUCCCACCUUUUCCCAAUUACUCAGGUAAUUAUGUGCUUUCCACUCAUAACAACCUUACCAAUACCAACAUAGUGCAUUUCUGGAUUCUAGACACAGGAGCUUCAGAUCAUAUAUCUUGUUCCUUAGCUUUGUUCACUGAGUGUCAACCAGUUGUCAACACUUAUGUGUAUCUCCCUAAUACAACCAAGGUUCUUGUUACACAUGUAGGAACAGUGAAGUUGCCAUCUGGAAUGUAGUUAUACAAUGUCCUUCUAGUUCCCAGUUUUUCUUUCAAUCUGGUUUCAGUUAGUAAACUCACCAGAGAUUCCCCUCUAGCCUUACACUUUCAUUCUGAUUCAUGUUAUGUCCAGGACCUUCUAAGCAAGAGGAAGAUUGGUUUAGCCAAAGAGUCUAGAGGUCUGUACCAGCUUUCUUUCCAACCAACUCAAGACCAAAUGCACACAUCUUCACUUCCUCAAGCAGCCACCACCUUCAACUUCAAUGCUCACCAGUUUGACCUCUGGCAUUGGAGACUAGGCCACUCUAGUAGUGAUAGGAUUUCUUUGUUACAGUAACUGAUUCCACUGUAACUAGUUCCAAGAUUUCCCAUUGUGAUGUUUGCCAUUUUUCUAAACACAAACGCCUUCCAUUCCCUGUUAGCACUAGCACUGCAAGUGAUCUGUUCCAACUUAUACACGUUGACAUUUGGGGCCCUUUGUUUGUUAUCUCCUAUGAUGGUUAUGCUUACUUUCUUACUGUUGUGGAUGAUUACUCUAGAGCAGUUUGGGUGUUUUUAAUGAAACACAAAGGUGAAACCAGAGAGUUACUUAAAGGGUUUUUUCAACUGGUUAAAAACCAAUUUGGAAAGACAGUCAAGGUAGUGAGAAGUGAUCAGGGGAGGGAGUUCAAUAUGUGUGAGUUUUACAUGGAAAAUGGUAUUGAGCAUCAAAUGUCUUGUGUGGAAACCCCACAACAGAAUGCUAGGGUGGAGAGGAAGCAUCAACAUAUAUUAAAUGUUGCUCGCUCAU
Molecule: messenger RNA, 2256 nt
Organism: Linum trigynum
Lineage: Eukaryota; Viridiplantae; Streptophyta; Magnoliopsida; Malpighiales; Linaceae
Source: the annotation of a GenBank genome assembly